AUGGCUGGAGCCUGCGAUGCCAUGUGGGCUCGGGCCAGGGACGUUUGCAAAAAGAACGGAUUGCUCAUUCUCUCUGUAUUGUCCGUCAUAGUAGGGUGCCUGCUGGGAUUCUUCCUGAGGACCAGGAGACUCUCCUCCCAGGAAAUUAGUUAUUUCCAGUUUCCCGGAGAGCUGCUGAUGAGGAUGCUGAAAAUGCUAAUCCUGCCACUGGUUGUGUCCAGCCUAAUGUCCGGGUUGGCAGCACUGGAUGCCAAAACGUCGAGUCGCCUGGGCAUCAUCACUGUAGCGUACUACCUGUGGACCACCUUCAUGGCGGUCAUUGUGGGCAUCGUUAUGGUCUGUGCCAUCCACCCUGGCGGGGCGGCCCAGAAGGAGAACACGGAGCAGAGCGGGAAGCCAAUCAUGAGCUCGGCGGAUGCUUUGCUGGACCUCAUCAGAAAUAUGUUUCCAGCAAACCUUGUGGAGGCCACAUUCAAACAGUACCGCACCAAGACAGUCCCCGUGGUCAAGGCCAGCCCGGUGGGCCCCCAUAGCACCACCCACAGAGUCAUCGUCUACGGGGUCCAGGAGGAGAACGGGUCCAACGUGCAGAACUUUGUCCUGGACAUCACCCCGCCUCCAGAAGUCGUGUACAGGUCGGAGCCCGGCACCAGCGACGGCAUGAACGUGCUGGGUAUAGUCAUCUUCUCGGCCACCAUGGGAAUCAUGCUUGGCAGGAUGGGAGAGAGCGGGGUCCCUCUGGUCAGCUUCUGCCAGUGUCUGAAUGAGUCAGUCAUGAAGAUUGUGGCCGUGGCUGUGUGGUACUUCCCCUUUGGGAUUGUGUUCCUCAUCGCGGGCAAGAUCCUGGAGAUGGAUGACCCCUCGGCCAUCGGGAGGAAGCUGGGUUUCUAUGCCGUCACGGUGGUGUGCGGGCUGAUGGUGCACGGCCUGCUCCUUCUGCCCACCGUCUACUUCCUCAUCACCAAGAAAAAUCCCAUCGUCUUCAUCCGGGGGAUCCUGCAGGCCCUGCUCAUUGCCCUGGCCACCUCAUCCAGCUCAGCGACGUUGCCCAUCACAUUCAAGUGUUUGCUGGAGAACAACCACAUUGACCGUCGAAUUGCCCGCUUUGUGCUGCCCGUGGGGGCCACCAUUAACAUGGACGGCACUGCCCUCUACGAAGCUGUGGCUGCCAUCUUCAUCGCGCAAGUCAACAACUACGAGCUCGACUUUGGCCAGAUCAUUACCAUCAGCAUCACAGCGACGGCGGCGAGCAUUGGAGCCGCAGGGAUCCCCCAGGCCGGACUGGUCACCAUGGUCAUCGUGCUGACCUCCGUCGGUCUGCCCACAGACGACAUCACUCUCAUCAUCGCCGUCGACUGGGCGCUGGACCGUUUCCGGACAAUGAUCAACGUACUAGGGGAUGCUCUGGCAGCGGGGAUCAUGGCUCACGUCUGUCGGAAGGACUUCACCAGGGGCGAGAAGCCCCCUAGCACCCAGGUCAUCCCCGAUAGCACCCCUCAGAGGAAUGGCUGCCUGAGGAGGGGGGUCGAAACCGCCGGAUUGCAGCUGGGAAGGGCAUUCCAGCCCCACAUCUGCGUGCGAGUGGAGCAGGAGAACGCGCUGGACGGCCCCACCCAGACCCCUGCCGACGGACACCACUGCACCAUCGAGAUCAGCGAGCUGGAGACCAACGUCUAGGGGCCCAGUGGGACCUGUCACCAAGGGAGCAGGGCCAGAACGGGCAGCUGGGUCUUCUGCCAAGAGUAGACGGCAGCCACACCAGUCGAUUGCCCUAGUGGAAGUCGUGCCCGGCUCCGGGGGCUGAUCCGCGGGCACUAAACGCCACGAAGCCCCCAGCCAGCUCCACGGGACCUGCUCUUGCAGAGAUGGCGGCCUGGAAUAAGGGAUUUUGCAUUUGACGUGACACCCUCAACUGGGGAUUGCGGGGUCGGGGGGAGCCGUGUCCCUUCCCAGUUCCAGUUGUGGACUCUGCUGGGGUCUGUACCUGUAUCCCAACCUUUGCCCACCAUGUCUGUGCCUUUGCCCCAGCUGUGGCCUAUAUUUGUGUCCCACCCACGGGCACAGCCCAUGGCCCUGGGUGGGGCAAGGGCCAGCAGAAGGCAUGGCUCCUUUGCCCAGCCUGGACAGCUGUCCACUCAUUCAUCUCUGUGAGAGCCCCUCAGGGGGUUGGAGGGGCAGGGGGCAGUGGAAUACAACUCCACGAGCCCCCUCCCCCUCCCCAUGGAAACCUGCAUCUUUACAGCAGAGCCCAGGCACCCCCAGCUCCAGCCUCCCAGCCCUGCCCCUCUCAGACCCUCCGUCCACAGGGUGGACUGGAGUGGGCACAGGAGGGCACAGUGCUGGGAGUGGUCAACCUGCAUAUCCCAACUGGAGAAUCACAGGAGUAUGAGCUGGGGGCAGGGGGCAGCAUGGGAGGUGGGGAGGGCACUGGAUCCAGGUUGGAGGGGAAGAGUUUUUGAAAUAAACCUUCCAGAAGGC
Molecule: messenger RNA, 2478 nt
Organism: Ornithorhynchus anatinus (platypus)
Lineage: Eukaryota; Metazoa; Chordata; Mammalia; Monotremata; Ornithorhynchidae
Gene: SLC1A7
Product: solute carrier family 1 member 7
Exons: 11
Coding region: 1-1677 (558 amino acids)
Biological process (GO): L-glutamate transmembrane transport
Cellular component (GO): plasma membrane
Molecular function (GO): L-glutamate transmembrane transporter activity; glutamate:sodium symporter activity; neutral L-amino acid transmembrane transporter activity
Source: RefSeq, a predicted model, not a curated record